Notechis scutatus (mainland tiger snake) is the source of this 838-nucleotide messenger RNA. Its product is annotated as transmembrane protein 14C-like. The record is from RefSeq and is a predicted model, not a curated record. NCBI's taxonomy places the organism in Eukaryota, Metazoa, Chordata, Lepidosauria, Squamata, Elapidae. Gene Ontology annotation, biological process: regulation of heme biosynthetic process. Gene Ontology annotation, cellular component: mitochondrial membrane.
CUGAACCCGCCUCGACGCGACCUACCGCGAGAGGAGCCUGUGGGCGGGCAUUGAAACGUCGGGUUCUUUCGCUCCGGUUUCGUUCCUGCACGCGCGACCUUUGCGGGAAGCAUGAGUGUGGAUUGGAUUGGCUAUGGUUAUGCUGCAUUGGUUGCCUCCGGUGGAGUAGCUGGCUAUGUAAAAGCAGGCAGUGUCCCUUCCUUAGCUGCUGGUCUCAUCUGUGGUGGGUUAGCAGGAUUGGGUGCUUAUCAGCAGUCAACGGAUCCAAAGAAUAUUUGGCUUUCUCUGGCUGCAUCGGGAACCCUGACUGUCCUGAUGGGAAUGAGAUACUAUAACUCUAGAAAAUUUAUGCCUGCAGGGUUAAUUGCUGGUGCCAGUCUAUUAAUGGUAGGCAAACUUGGACUACAGAUGAUGGAAAAACCUCUUUAGCCAUAACUGUGCAACAACAAGCAGAAAGAGACCUACAGAGGACUGCCCUCAACAAUGCCUGUUCGGAACAAAACUGAAGACAAUAUUAAUGCUUUUUAAAAUUGUACAAUUUGCAAAGUUUUUAAACUUCAAAUUAUGCUCAGGUUUUGUAAAGUGUCAAUCAUUACAGAAUUAUAGUUUUCAUAUCUCUUUUCUCAUGAAUAUAUUUCUUGUCACAAUUCCAAAUGUUUUAUGAUGACGAAACAUGGUUAAACAGUGCUGAUGCCUUGUAGGAAAUACACUUAAUUUUGUCAUCCUAUUUCCAAAUUUUGUGUCUCUAUAUCUGUAUGUAAGAUGUUCCACUCAAAACAAAAAGUUUAAAAGUCCCCUUUACAAUUCACUGAAACUUAUUAAAUGUUUAAAAGCCUUU